Messenger RNA from Phyllotreta striolata, 1802 nucleotides. NCBI's taxonomy places the organism in Eukaryota, Metazoa, Arthropoda, Insecta, Coleoptera, Chrysomelidae. The record is from the annotation of a GenBank genome assembly.
ACAUAUUCUGUAUUUUUAAUAUGGAUGGAAGGGAUAUUACUCGUGUACUUAUACAAAAAAGUCAGGUGUUACAAUUUAAUUGUUGUUUCCGAAGUUAAAAUGCUAUCUCCCUUUUAUUUGUGGCUGGCAGUAAUUUUUAUUAUAUCUCGGAGUAAUGCUUCUCAUUUAAAAAACAACGGAGUUUUUCCCAAAAAAUUCAUCUUCGGCGCAGCCACGGCCGCCUAUCAAAUAGAAGGCGCCUGGAAUGAAGAUGGAAAGGGAGAAAGUGUUUGGGACGAAUUCGUCCACAGAUCACCUUCUCCCAUAGCCAAUAAUGAAACCGGCGAUGUCGCUUGUGAUUCUUAUCACAGAUGGAAGGAAGAUUUGCAUUUAGUAUCUAACCUCGGCAUGCAGUAUUACAGAUUCUCCAUUGCUUGGACUCGGCUGUUUCCCGACGGUUACGUUGGUAAAAAAAUCAACCAAGCAGGACUAAUCUAUUACAAAAAACUGAUACAAGAAGUGGUCAAACUGGGAUUAAUGCCGGUAGUGACUCUCUUCCAUUGGGACCUUCCCUUGAAACUCUACCAGGACGGCAUCAGCUGGACCAACGACUCGAUAAUAGACAUUUACGUUAAUUACACCAGGCAAGUUAUAAAGCAUUUCCCGGAAGUUAGCAUAUGGAUAACCGUCAACGAGCCGAGAAUUUACUGUCGAUACUCCUACGGGUUGGGCACUUUGGCUCCCGGAAUAAAAGAAAGCGGCAUUUUGGACUACCAAUGUUCCUAUGUCAUCUUGAAAGCCCACGCUGCUGUCUAUCGAAUGUACAAAAAGGAAUUCCCCCUUUACAAAGCACCGAUGUCGAUAGUGGUCGAUUGCCAAUGGUACGAACCAGAAACCAACAAAACUGCAGACAUUCAAGCGGCCGAUAGGCAACAACAAUUCGAGUGCGGAAUGUAUUACCAUCCCGUGUUUAUCGGCGACUGGCCGUCUGUUGUGGUCGAAAGGGUGGCGGAAAGGAGCAAGAAAGAGGGUUACAAGAAGAGUCGCCUUCCGAAAUUCACGAUGGAAGAGAUCAAAUUCAUUCGAGGAACCCACGAUUAUCUGGCCGUGAAUCAUUAUUACACUUUCUUGGCUGCGGACGAGCCAGAAGCGCCUUACAAUCACACCGAUUACGAUAACGAUGUGCGUGUAAUCAAUUCGAGAUCGCCCGAUUGGGCAUUAGCAUCCAACAAAUACGCUAUCGUCCCUUGGGGCGUUAGAAGGGUUUUGAACUGGCUCAAGCAGCAAUAUGGCAACAACAUGAUUAUAAUUACCGAAAUGGGUACAUCAGAUGAUGGAUCGUCGUUAAACGAUUACGAACGAAUUAAUUUCUACUGCGACUACUUCUGCGAAAUAUUGGAAGCCAUGCAAAUAGAUCGAGUGAAAGUUAUUGGAUUGUCCGUUUGGAGUUUAAUGGAUAAUUUCGAAUGGAACGCUGGCUACGCUUCUCAUUUUGGUUUGUACAACAUCAAUUUCCACAAUGAUACAACGUUGAGACGUACGCCCAAGAGAUCGGUGGGUUUCUUCAAGAUGUUGAACAAAACUAGGAAGCUCCAUUGCUCGGGUUACAAGGGAAAUUGGACGGAGCCCAAUUGGGGCCCGCACGGGAAAGAGCAUUACAGCUACGAUAAUCGCUUGCAUAGAAGCCACAAAUUAUAAUAAACAAUGCCCAUUGGUUAAAUAAAUGUUACUGAUUUGAUUUUGUCUUCAACGUUUAUCGAUUGCAUUUAAUUUGAUCUCGUAUUUCACAGGGAUAUAAUAAAUACGUACUGAAUAAAGAAUUG